This is a messenger RNA of Ceutorhynchus assimilis (cabbage seed weevil), 480 nucleotides long. The record is from the annotation of a GenBank genome assembly. Lineage: Eukaryota; Metazoa; Arthropoda; Insecta; Coleoptera; Curculionidae.
AUGAGGGGUCACAGGCAAGGUGGAGGGGCACAACCGGAUGGAUUGCCCGAUGACGACCGCAACGAACAAGGACGCGGAGGGAUGAUCUGCUGGAAUGCUAUGAGAGCAGUAACCCAGCUCGAAAGAGAUAUAUGGGUCGUAUACGGUCUGCGAGACUAUGUAUCUUACCUUCGGCGAAGGGGAUAUGUUAGAGGACCUCAACAGCCAGCAGUACGUGAGGAACAGGAACCGCAGAAACAUAUGGAUGAAGAGGCGCCUCCCGUAGCAUCAGAAGAGAGACUCCGGGAACGUAGGGCGCUGCACAAGACUAAGCGCCCCAAAGCCCAAGACCUAGCUAGAGCGAACGAAGAGCUGUUAAAUGCUCUAACAGAAGAAGCUGACAUCUGGCGCAUUAAUUGUGCCAUCUACGAGGCAGCUUGCUCCUUGUCGCCCAGUGUCCCCAACACGGAUCCCUGCGUUGACGGGGACAACGGCGAGUGA